Molecule: messenger RNA, 914 nt
Organism: Boleophthalmus pectinirostris (great blue-spotted mudskipper)
Lineage: Eukaryota; Metazoa; Chordata; Actinopteri; Gobiiformes; Gobiidae
Product: methyltransferase 21A, HSPA lysine
Biological process (GO): peptidyl-lysine methylation
Cellular component (GO): cytosol; cytoplasm
Molecular function (GO): protein-lysine N-methyltransferase activity
Source: RefSeq, a predicted model, not a curated record
UGGAUUUAACGUUCACGCGUGGAGACUGUACCCUAAAUAAUGCAUUAGAAAGCUUAAAACAGCUCUUGGAAUAAGAAAAAACAUGAAUAAAUAACUUUGUCCAUUGCAAGUCUUGAAUUCUUCCACGAAGUAGCAGCAGCGCGUCAUAAACGGUCUCCGGAAGUGGGCGGGCACAGGCGGCGCGUGGGUCCAAACAUGUCCAGCUUUUGAACGUUUUAGCCUCUUGUCUUUUUUUUUACGGGAUGGCGCUUGUUCCUUACGUCGAGAAUUCUUUACCGAUCCUUUCUAAAUUCCACAAUGCAUCUGCGCAGUUUCGAUUUUGUAACCGCGACAUAAACAUUGUCCAAGACUGGAAGAAGCUCGGAGUGGCUGCAGUUGUAUGGGAUGCUGCUAUUGUGAUGUGCAUGUAUCUAGAACUUGGACGUGUGGAGCUGAAAGGGAAAACUGCCAUAGAGCUGGGAGCUGGGACCGGUUUGGUGGGAAUUGUAGCAGCAUUAUUAGGUGCCAAAGUGACCAUCACAGACAGACUCCCCGCCUUGGACUCCCUUUCCACCAAUGUCAAAUCCAACCUACCUCCAGACAUUUCAGAGCUCGCCACCGUUUCUGAACUUUCCUGGGGUGAAAAUCUGGACCGCUACCCUGCCGGAGGAUUCGACCUGGUUUUAGGAGCUGACAUCGUGUACCUCGAAAAUACUUUUGUCCCUUUGCUGAAGACUAUGGAGCACUUGUGUUCCGAUACUACUACGGUUCUGCUUUCCUGCAAAAUCCGCUACGAACGAGACACUGCGUUUCUGGAUAUGCUGAAGCAACGUUUUCGCGUGGAAGAGGUUUACUAUGACGAAGAGAGAGACAUUCGUAUUUUCAAAGCAUCAAAAUUGCCUCAGAAAGACGAUUUGUGAUUUUUUUUUUUUUUG